This is a messenger RNA of Eucalyptus grandis, 1315 nucleotides long. RefSeq names its product wall-associated receptor kinase 2-like. The coding region runs from base 93 to 1091 and encodes 332 amino acids. Gene Ontology annotation, molecular function: polysaccharide binding; protein serine/threonine kinase activity. The record is from RefSeq and is a predicted model, not a curated record. The transcript is spliced from 2 exons. NCBI's taxonomy places the organism in Eukaryota, Viridiplantae, Streptophyta, Magnoliopsida, Myrtales, Myrtaceae. Gene Ontology annotation, cellular component: membrane.
CGGCUUCCACUCUAUAAACGCGGACAGAAGCACAAAGGUCCCAAAACGGACAAAAAUUACGUGAGAGAGAGUUUUAGAGAGUUUUUUUCGAAAUGAAGAUAGGGCAUUGGCUUCUAACGGCGGCUGUGGCCUGGUGGUUUCAACAAGGCAGCGCCGCCGUGCGCAGAGACUGCACACGCCAGUGUGGGGGUCUGGCCGUACCUUUUCCAUUCGGGCUCGAACCCAAGUGUAUGAGGUCCCCAGAUUUUUGGCUCAAUUGCACCAACACCGAAGGGAGCGAUUUUCAACUAAUGUUGGGGAAUCUUACGAUAAGCAAAAUCUCAGUCGGGGACUCGACCAUGGUCGUCAGCCUCCCCGAAGCAUACCAGUGCUACGAUCAGAAUGGCACGCUAGCAAACAGAAGCCUGGCCAUGAAUCUACCUCCAAAUCCUCGGUACAGAUUCUCAGAAACCCAGAACAAGCUCAUCGUCGUUGGCUGCAACGCCCUUGCGGUCGUGGCCGAUGAAGAAGGGACGGUCAGAAGGGGUUGCGCCUCCUACUGCACCAGAAAUGUCGACUUCGCCAAGGAGACCACUUGCUCCGGUCAAGGUUGCUGUCAAGCAUCCAUACCAGGGGGGCUCACGACGCUCAACAUUACCCUCUCCUCCAUCGGCCAAAACGAGUCGAACUCGGAAGGCGGCCACUGUGCACGGGCCUUCAUGGUGGACAACAGGCCAUUCAAUAUCUCAAACUUGACUCUCCCGACGUUCCAGGAUGUGGGUAACAACACGAGCCUUGUUCUGGACUGGAUGGUCGAAUCGAACGUGACUUGUGGAAAGGCCAGGUCAAACCCGUCGAGCUAUGCCUGUGGUAAUAACACGGAUUGUAAAGAGUUCGGGAAUGGACCGGGUUAUCGUUGCGUUUGCAGGGAUGGGUACAAUGGGAACCCCUAUAAUCCCUUCAAAGGGUGUAAAGCCAUUUGCCGAGUUGGAAAGAAGUACAAAGGAAAGAAGAACAAUAAAGACCGUUGCGAAAUUGCUCCUGGCGUCAUAGCUGGUGCAGGUAAUUCCAAAUAUAUCCCUCCAUUCAUUGGAUGGUUUAUAUUCUAUUAACUUAUAUUUGAUUUUGCAGUAGGUUUGACAUAUUUGUUUUAAGGAUUAUUAGCCUAUGUAAAUUCCUGGUAAGCACAAGCAGUGAGCCCCAUGCUACCACGCGUUCCUAUUCAGUCCCAGGCUAAACCCGUUUACAACUUUCUUUUGUUUUUCUUUUACCUCCCUUCUAGCCUUUUUUCCCGUUUAUCUGAAGCUUGCACUUUGAAACUACGUUCGUGGGAAGA